AUGGAGUUGUUCAAAGCUGGAAAUGAACAUGUAUUGGUGGUGGACACUAGUCUCUCCACUGGCCCUGCCAUAAUGCCAACUAGUGAAGCCGAAAUUACAAAAGGCAGAUUGAUAGUCCUGUGCCUUGAACACAAACAAAACUCACAUAGUGGAUCAAUGACAUUUUAUUCAAAAAGAAGUUCACCUUUUUGUGACUAUAGAGGAGGUGAGAAACUUUCAAGCAGUAGUCUUUGCAGUAGCCCUGAUGAUAUUGAUAAUAAUAGUUGUGAUGGAAAUGGAAUCAAAUUAGAAGAAACCGAAGCAUGGAAUUUAAGAUUAGCUUAUGCAACAAAUAUGCGUGGUAUUGUUCUUGCUUUAUGUCCUUAUCUUGAUUGUUAUUUCUUAGCCUCUGCUGGUAGCUCUAUAUUGUGUUACUUGGCUUCACUAUUUCCAGAAAACAUAAACUUGUUUUGGCAAGACGAGGUACCAAGUUAUGUAGUCAAUAAUCCAAAGAAAACUGGAAGGAGCAUGCAAGAGGAAGUGGAUACAUCUAGCUAUGAUGUUGUUAAAGAAAAUGCAUUUGAAGAGGACAAAGGAGAAACAAACACAUAUUAUCUGGCUAGAGGAGAUCCACAUUUGACCACCGAUGGCAACUUGAUUCUAAUUUUCAAAGUGACCAGAGGCGUCUCAAAUGAGUAA
Lactuca saligna is the source of this 678-nucleotide messenger RNA. The record is from the annotation of a GenBank genome assembly. NCBI's taxonomy places the organism in Eukaryota, Viridiplantae, Streptophyta, Magnoliopsida, Asterales, Asteraceae.